AUGAAGGGCGGUGCUCCGGCGUCCAACAAGGCGGCGGUGGACGCGCGCACGCUGGUGGCGCACGUCCUGGCCGUGGCCGCCAUCGUGCUGGUGCUCCUCUGGUGCAUCCACUUCCGCGGCGGCCUCGCCCUCCGCUCCCAGGACAAGCCGCUCAUCUUCAACGUCCACCCCGUGCUCAUGGUCCUCGGCCCCAUCGUCCUCGCCGGAGAAGCCAUCCUCAGCUACCGCUCUCUCCCGCUCGCGCGCGACGCCAGGAAAAAGGUGCACCUGGCGCUGCACGCCGCGGGCCUCGCCGCCGGGGUCCUCGGCGUCUACGCCGUCUUCAAGUUCCACGUCGAGAGCGGCAUCCCCAACCUCUACUCGCUCCACUCCUGGGUCGGCAUCGCCGCCAUCACCCUCUACGGGCUCCAGUGGACCGCCGGAUUCCUCACCUACUUCUUCCCCGGCGCCUCCCCCGCCACCAGCCGCAGAACGCUGCCAUGGCACGCCGUCUUCGGCCUCCUCAUCUUCGUGCUCGCCGUCUGCACCGCGCAGCUGGGCUUCCUCCAGAAGCUCACCUUCAUGCAGGGCCAGCCCCUGCGCCUGCCCAAGUACGGUGCAGAGGCGCUGCUCGUCAACUUCACCGCCGUCAUCGUGCUCCUCUUCGGCGUCGCCGUCGUGCUUGCCACCGUCAACAUCGACGGGACCAGGUACAACACCAUUAUGUGA
This is a messenger RNA of Miscanthus lutarioriparius, 708 nucleotides long. Lineage: Eukaryota; Viridiplantae; Streptophyta; Magnoliopsida; Poales; Poaceae. The record is from the annotation of a GenBank genome assembly.